AUGGCGGAGCAGGUGCCGGAGGAGAUGCCGGCAGCCCAGCGCACAGGAGGCCACCACCCCGCGCGGGAAGGAGAGGUGUUCAACACGCGAUACCAGGCUCUGUGCAAGCUGGGCUGCGGCACCUUUGCCACCGUCUGGCUGUGCCAGGACAUGAGGAGGAAGAAACAUGUAGCUGUGAAGGUCCUGAAAAGCAGGGAAGGCUUUGCUGAGGCUGCCCAGGACGAGGUCACUCUCCUCCGCUGCGUGAGCAGUAUGAAGAAGAAGGACCGGGCAGGAGAAAACAUUGUCUGUCUGUUAGACGACUUCAGGAUGAUUGGAGAGAAUGGCUUCCAUGCGUGCUUGGUAUUUGAGGCACUGGGUCCUUCCCUGCGAUGUCUGAUGGGUAACUACGCAGGCCAGGGACUGCCUUUGCCUUUUGUGAAAAAAUCUUUACAGCAGGUGCUGGCAGGGCUGCACUUCCUGCACAAGCGCUGCCGCAUCAUCCACGCAGACAUCAAACCGGAGAACGUCUUGCUGUGCGGACAUGACAAAAGCCUCCAAAGGCUUCUGCCCCAUACGCUCGACUGCGGCCAGAGAACAGAUUUGAGGCUAAAGGGACCAGGUGGUGACCUUGGCAAUCAAUUGGAAGAAUCUGAUUUAAUGAGCAUAGAAGUGAAAAUUGCAGAUCUGGGCAGUGCGUGCUGGACAUACAAGCUUUUUUCCAAGGAGAUACAGACCCAGCCAUACCGUGCGCUGGAAGUGCUUCUUGGAUUGGACUAUGGCACUCCUGCGGAUAUCUGGAGCACGGGCUGCCUGGCAUUUGAAAUGGCAACUGGGGAGCGUCUAUUUGAUCCUCAACCUGGGAAAUAUUUCUCCAGAGACGAUGAUCACGUUGCUCGUAUUAUUGAACUCCUGGGCAGAAUUCCUCCUCAAAUUGCUUUCUCCUGGAAUAAGUCAACAAAAUUUUUCAGCAGGCCAGGCGCUCUGCUGCGGAUCUCCAGGCUUUCCCCCCGCAGUCUCCACAGCAUCCUGGCGGACAGACACAGCUGGACAAAACACGAGGCUACUCCCUUCACCAGCUUCCUCCUGCCCGCGCUGCGGUACGCACCCGAGCGCCGCGCCACAGCCGCCCAGUGCCUGCAGCACGCAUGGCUGAGCGCCCCGUGA
Gavia stellata (red-throated loon) is the source of this 1146-nucleotide messenger RNA. RefSeq names its product SRSF protein kinase 3. Gene Ontology annotation, molecular function: ATP binding; protein kinase activity. The transcript is spliced from 11 exons. Gene Ontology annotation, biological process: spliceosomal complex assembly; protein phosphorylation; regulation of mRNA processing. NCBI's taxonomy places the organism in Eukaryota, Metazoa, Chordata, Aves, Gaviiformes, Gaviidae. The record is from RefSeq and is a predicted model, not a curated record. Bases 1 to 1146 code for a protein of 381 amino acids.